Molecule: messenger RNA, 648 nt
Organism: Grosmannia clavigera kw1407
Lineage: Eukaryota; Fungi; Ascomycota; Sordariomycetes; Ophiostomatales; Ophiostomataceae
Exons: 1
Coding region: 1-648 (215 amino acids)
Source: RefSeq, a predicted model, not a curated record
AUGAAGUCUUAUUACACUGUGGUUUACGACAAUUCUGCGCCAGGCUUCCCAGAGGUUUUCUAUCCUCAAACGAGGUAUGUCUUUGAUGACGACGACCCCGAAGUGCUGUCCUGUGCUCUUUCGGCACAGCACCGGCUGCUUGGAGUAGAAAAUACUGUCUCCAAGACGAGAGAUCGAGCAAUCCUGCUCGACUUCUCCAAUACCGACGGCGGAAAUUACGAAGUGGCCCGAUCAAGUAGUUUGUCUGCUGAUUGGAUUGUGACGGGUACACGUUUGAGUCAUAUGGAGGCUACCCCGUCGGACACCGAUAUCAAAAGUCAAGGAGACGAACCUUGGAUGCUGGUCAUCGAAGGAAUCGAAAUGUUGGCCACAGUCGAUUUGCCUACAAAACGUCUACCAGCAGUAUCAAGCUCGAAACCAACACGGCACCACGGCGGUGGGACUCAGAUUCUUGGUAAAGAAGAGAGUGAUGUAUCGGGCGAGGACUAUAAAGAGCUCAUACGAGACUUUAACAUACGAAUGGAUGUGUUAAAACAUUUGUUGCAGAAUUCAGAACACACGCAACGACCUCUGUCUGUCAGCGAAGCCGAGAAGGAUGCCUGCCAUAUACAGCCUUCAGAGAACGAAGUUUCUCACGGGUCCGGAUAA